This is a messenger RNA of Nicotiana tabacum (common tobacco), 880 nucleotides long. NCBI's taxonomy places the organism in Eukaryota, Viridiplantae, Streptophyta, Magnoliopsida, Solanales, Solanaceae. The record is from RefSeq and is a predicted model, not a curated record.
AUGUCGAUGGGUGCCAAGUACUUAAGGAGGCACGUUUUUGUACUCCAGAAAGUCAAAAAUGGGAAUCUUUGCCUCUAUCAUCCUCAUUUAAUGCGAAAACAAACUCUGAUAAAAUAGGGAAAGGGGACAUUCUUCUUGUGCCUGCAUGCUGUGGAAGUUUGUGCAAAUAUAUGAUGGUGGCUUCUGGUAGAGCAUCAGUUUUUCUUCUUCGUGCAACAACCAGAAAAGUUAUGAAGAAAAUCUCUGGCUAUGCCCCUGCUUGGGACCAUGCUGUCGGAAUCAUAUGUGUUCAUGAAGCUGGGGGAAAGGUGACUGACUGGGAAGGAAGUUCAAUUGAUUUUGCUGCAGAUCAAAUUGCACGGAGAACUAUAUUUCCUUCUGGUGGUUUUCUCGUGACAAAUCAUAGGUUACAUAACGAGAUACUUGGAUUGAUCUCCUCCAACUCACCAGUUAUUUGAUGGAAUUCAGCAUUCUUGUCAUUCAUAGCAGACAUAGCGAGAUGGUCUGACUAAUCGCUUCCACUCCAUCAAAUUGAUUAAUUGCACUGGGCAUUCUUGUGACAAAUUAUACCUCAAGUAUUAAUCAAUGUCAGUAUAUUGACUUUGUUUAUUAGCAUACUUGCAUUCUUUGGGCCUCAAGUGGCUCAGUUCAACUUAAAAUCCUUUAAGCAGUGAAUUUUCAUAAAGAAUGAUUCAUUUAUUGGUGUACACUGAAUAGGUAACACUGCCGAAGUGCAUUGUCAUUAAUUCUUUCAUCAGAAGCUGUUGCAACACAAGGAAUGUUACCCGUUUAUUGUUUUUAUUUAUUCAAGUAGGAUUUCUGAGUCCGGAAAAUGUUGUUCAAACAGCUUCGUGAUUGAAACAGACUGCAUUAUCACCUA